AUUCUCAAAACUGAAAACCACCGUUCCACGACUGGGACUUUUCCUAUCCUCGGAAAGUGAAAGCGCUGUCCACCCUCACUCACACCCACACGCAGCCAUUUUUCCUAUUUUUAAUGCAUAUUAUUUUUUAGUUGUCUUGACACACAUAAAUAACAAAUAUAUACUGAAUAAAUAAAUAAAAUUCCUUUCUCUUUUGAAUAGAAAUCCCAUUCACUCGUCUUCGUCCAACCAAGCCAGCAGUUAAGUUUCGCGCACAAGAAUCGAAUCCAAGAGACAGAGUGUGUGAGAGAGAGAAAGAAGGAGAUGGAACCGCCGUCGGCGACGGGAGAUACCAACAAGAUAGCGGUGAGGUCGUCGAUUGUGGAGUCGAUUAGGGGAUGCGGCCUCUCCGGGAUGCGGAUUGACAAGGAAGACUUGAAGAAGCAACUUGCCAUGCCGCAGUACCUCCGCUUCGCAAUGCGUGACUCCAUCCGCCUCCAGGACCCUGCCGCCGGCGAGUCCCGCUACCUCUCCCGCACCAACGACGACGACUCCUCCCCUCCCUCUUCUCCCAUGGUCGUCUUUAUCAAUCCCAAAAGCGGUGGCCGCCACGGUCCCGCUCUCAAGGAGAGGCUCCAGCAACUCAUCAGCGACGAACAGGUUUUUGACUUAUCAGAUGUGAAGCCUCAUGAGUUUGUACGGUAUGGAUUGGGUUGCCUGGAGAUGUUGGCUGCUAUUGGUGAUACUUGUGCCAAAGAAACUCGUGAAAAAAUCAGGGUUUUGGUUGCUGGAGGUGAUGGUACUGUUGGCUGGGUAUUAGGAUGUCUCGUAGAACUUCGCAAUCAAGGUCGAGAGCCAGUUCCUCCCGUGGCUAUCGUACCUCUUGGUACAGGAAAUGACCUGUCUAGGAGUUUCCAUUGGGGUGGUUCAUUUCCUUUUGCUUGGAAAUCAGCUAUUAAAAGAACUCUGCUCAAAGCUAGUAUUGGACCAAUUCAUCGUUUGGAUAGUUGGCGAGUUUCACUUUCAAUGCCAGAUGGCACACCUAUGGACCCCCCACAUUCUUUGAAACAUACAGAAGAUUUUACUAUUGAUCAGGGCAUGGAAAUUGAGGGAGAACUGCCCGAGAAAAUGACAAGUUAUGAAGGCGUGUUCUACAAUUACUUCAGCAUAGGAAUGGAUGCCCAAGUGGCUUAUGGCUUCCAUCAUCUACGUAAUGAAAAACCUUACAUUGCAAGUGGUCCAAUAACAAACAAGAUCAUAUACUCUGGUUAUAGUUGCACCCAGGGCUGGUUCUUCACACCUUGCACAACUGAUCCAGGUUUAAGGGGUCUUAAAAACAUUCUGCGGAUGCAUAUCAGAAAGGUCAAUUGCUCAGAGUGGGAGCAGGUUCCAAUCCCUUCAAGUGUAAGAGCAAUAGUUGCACUAAAUCUUCAUAGCUAUGGAAGUGGAAGAGACCCAUGGGGUAAACUCAAACCAGAAUAUUUGGAAAAGAGAGGCUUUGUUGAAGCUGACGUUGCUGAUGGCCUUUUGGAAAUAUUUGGUUUAAAGCAAGGGUGGCAUGCAUCAUUUGUCAUGGUUGAAUUGAUCUCUGCAAAGCACAUUGCUCAGGCAGCAGCUAUUCGAUUGGAAGUAAGAGGUGGGGAGUGGAAGAAUUCCUAUAUGCAGAUGGAUGGAGAACCUUGGAAGCAGCCAUUGAGCAGGGACUUCUCAACAGUCGUGGAAAUAAAGAGAGAGCCUUUUCAGUCACUUAUGGUCAGUGGUGAGUAACUCUUUGAUGUUUUAAUGUUACACUGCGGCAAGGUUUCAUGCUAGGAUUGUGUAUAACCAUAGGUAUUGGCUUGGUUCUCCAUUACCCGGAAAAUGUAAAAUCGAUGUUGUAAAAAUCUUCCUCUUUGUUUCUUAAGAAAUUUAGUUUAUUCAUUAGUGGAGGAGAGUAGUUCUUUGGUAGUUUCCAUUGCUGGGAUUCAUGUAAGACGUGUUAUUAUGUGCAAAUCUUGGGCGAUAGCACGCCAUUAUCUUGGUAUGUAUCAAAAGAGUUCUUUGA
Messenger RNA from Arachis stenosperma, 2023 nucleotides. RefSeq names its product diacylglycerol kinase 7-like. Gene Ontology annotation, molecular function: ATP-dependent diacylglycerol kinase activity. The record is from RefSeq and is a predicted model, not a curated record. The coding region runs from base 304 to 1746 and encodes 480 amino acids. NCBI's taxonomy places the organism in Eukaryota, Viridiplantae, Streptophyta, Magnoliopsida, Fabales, Fabaceae. The transcript has 12 exons.